CAAAGUGAAGGAUGUUCCCUUUACCAAGAUGAAGAACUGUGGCCAAGUAUUGAACGUCCUUCUCCGUCAACCUCCCGUCUAGCUAACGGCAAGGGAACAGGAACCGUCUUGACGGGAAAGCAGCCGCAUCAUGACAGUAGAGAUUCGCGUUCUGCUUCUCUCUCCAAGAAUAACGCUUCAGACAGUGAAGAAGAAGAAGAAGAAGAAGAAGAAGAAUCUGAUGUCAGUGGUUCAGACACCUUGUGGGUAUCUUGGUUCUGUAGUUUAAGGGGAAACGAGUUUUUCUGUGAAGUUGAUGAUGAUUACAUCCAAUAUGACUUUAACUUAUGUGGACUCAGCAGUCUUGUUCCCUACUACGAGUACGCUCUUGAUCUCAUUUUGGAUGUAGAGUCUUCUCACGGGGAGAUGUUUACAGAGGAACAGAAUGAGUUGAUUGAGUCAACAGCAGCUGAGAUGCUUUAUGGACUUAUUCACGCGCGUUACAUAUUAACAACCAAAGGGUUGGCUGCAAUGUUGGAUAAAUACAAAAACUACGACUUUGGAAGAUGCCCUAGAGUUUAUUGCUGUGGCCAACCUUGUCUUCCUGUUGGUCAAUCUGAUUUGCCUCGAUCAAGCACGGUGAAGAUAUAUUGCCCUAAAUGUGAAGACAUUUAUUACCCAAGAUCGAAAUAUCAAGGCAACAUUGACGGUGCUUACUUUGGGACAACGUUUCCACAUCUGUUCUUGAUGACUUACGGACAUCUCAAGCCACUAAAGGCAACACAGAACUAUGUUCCAAGAGUGUUUGGGUUCAAAUUACACAAGCCGUGAAGGAAGUUUAAGAUAGAGACACCCUAAGAAUCAAGAUUUUGGAUUUGAAAAGAGAAACAAGAAGCACUGUAAUCACGAAAGGUGAAGAAGCAGUCUUGGCUCUAUUUUGUCAUCAGGUACAUACACAUUAGAAGCAAGCAAAAGCAUGGUUAGGAGAAAAAUCAUUUGAUGAGCUUUUAAACUUGCACCUGUAUGUUCCUACUUUAGUUUCCACUGUCCAGGGUUUAGUAGUUAGAUCAAGUUCUUGGACUGGGUCCGGGUUUGAAAUUGCCAGACGUUAAUCAAAUGGUCGAAUAAACCCGAGUCUUUUGCUGUGUAUCUGAAAAAGGAUUUGAUCAAAGAAUCAGAAUCAGAAUCAUGUCUUUAAUUGUCCACCAAGAGUACUUAUGAAAUAAACAGAAAUCGAAGGUACGCAAUUAAUUUGCAUAAUGAAAAUAAUUUCUCAAGACGUAUUUAAUGUGGGAAGACAAAUUGUGAUUAACAAGAUCCAUGAUAAAAAUAUGGAUCAAUGAUAAAAAUAUGGUUUCUAAUAAAUGAAAAAAUUUGUACGGUUGUGGAGAUCAAAAUCUAAUAAUUAAUUAUCCUAAACAACAUUUUUAAUACACUAGCAUGUCACUGUUACGGAUUCUCAGCGCAGAGUUCCCUCAAAAUAAUUAAGAAAUGCCUUUUAUAAAGCCAAGUGUCAUGAGUCAUGAAGGUCGAACAUGGAAAGUUAUAACGUAAUAGAGCAUUUCCAAUACAGUUUUCACUUUUAUGUUUGUUUCUAUAAUAGUAAUCUAAUUUCUCUCUAUUUUUUUUCUAAAAUAUAUAUUACUAUUUUUCUUCUAUUUAAACAUAGCCAUUAUAAAAAAAAAAUAUUAUAACGCUCCGAUCGUAUACGGCUAAUGGUCAUCCACGUCCGCUAUCUCGACGCGUGGGCCUCAUUCCGUAUGACGGAUGGUACGUUAAUUUUCGAAGGUUCAAAAUCACUGUUUACUGACUCUACAAUCAUUACAUAAUUUUUUAUGUGCUUUGGCCUCACUCAGACGGUAUUACAAAUCACUUCCGAUAGGUCACUUAUCCUUUCACUACUCUAGUCCAAACACAUUUAACUCUAGAAUUUUAAACGGAUGUAUUAUAGAAAAGGUAAGUUAAAUUUGAUGACAUAGAUAGUCAAAUCAAUUCUCUUAAAACUUUCAAUAUAUACUAAAAAUUGGGAUGUUAUAAAUACAUUAGAGCAAAUCUUAUCUCUAUUAUAGAAUAUUAAAAAAUUUCCUGUUUUAGAGAACAAAUUUUGCAAAAUACAUUGAAGAUGAUUUUAAGGAAAAAACUUGUAAAUAUUAUAUAUAUAUAAUUAUUAUAUGUUCAAGUUGCAGCAUCUCAUUUUUUAAUUGCGUUACUACCCAUAUUUCUGCAAAAAUAUUGACCAGAAUCAUAAUAUGUCUCAAAAAGAUCUUCAUUUUGUAGGAAGUGGAAACGUGGUUUGGACAUCAAUGUGUUUUAUAUAGACUAUAAUAAUAGCAAACGCAUCGUUAGUAAAAGUUAAACAUGUCGGAUUUUGAUGGAUAUGUCUGAUAAGUUUCGCUUACAUCAUUAAACUACUCACGGGAGUUGUUAAUAUCUCGAUUAAGCAAAAUAUCAGUAAAUUUUGAUUUGAUUUGCUAUUCACUUUGAUUAUUAUAACCAAAAAAUUAUGAUAUUUAUAACUCUGCGAAUCAAACUAAAUAUUAAUAUGUGUUAUCUACAAAAAUAAAUUAAAUCACAAAUACUAAUACUUUCGGAAUAGAUAUGCGAUAUGAUUUGUUAUAUAUAUAUAUAUUUUAAAAUAUUAUAUAUAACUUAUAUAAAUAUUAUAUUUAUAUAAUUUUAAAAUAUAAUUAUUUAAAUUUAUUAUGUUAGUUAUAAGAAUUUUUAAAAAGUAAAUAUUUUUUUGUAAUAAAGUAUUUAUUUAUAUUUUCUAUUUUUUAUAAUUUUUUAUUUUUUAAUCUUUAAUGUAAUUAUACGAAUCUGAUAUUUGCGUCUCCCGAUAUUGGAACACCGAAUAUCCAUCCAAACAAAGAUACUUUCGACAACUAAAUAAACAAAAGAAAAUUUUGAAAUAUAAGGUCUCCUUUGUUUUAUUAUCUUAUAUAAUAUAUCUUUUAUGCAAUAAAUGUUUAGUUUAAAUAAUAUUAUAAUUUUAUGCAAAUAUUUUAGAAAAUUAAAU
This is a messenger RNA of Brassica rapa (field mustard), 2995 nucleotides long. Its product is annotated as casein kinase II subunit beta-1. Lineage: Eukaryota; Viridiplantae; Streptophyta; Magnoliopsida; Brassicales; Brassicaceae. Gene Ontology annotation, molecular function: protein kinase regulator activity. Gene Ontology annotation, cellular component: cytoplasm; protein kinase CK2 complex. The record is from RefSeq and is a predicted model, not a curated record.